This is a messenger RNA of Capronia coronata CBS 617.96, 2967 nucleotides long. RefSeq lists its product as uncharacterized. Gene Ontology annotation, cellular component: cell periphery; cytosol. The transcript has a single exon. Gene Ontology annotation, biological process: protein K48-linked deubiquitination. Bases 1 to 2967 code for a protein of 988 amino acids. The record is from RefSeq and is a predicted model, not a curated record. Gene Ontology annotation, molecular function: K48-linked deubiquitinase activity; cysteine-type carboxypeptidase activity; cysteine-type deubiquitinase activity. Lineage: Eukaryota; Fungi; Ascomycota; Eurotiomycetes; Chaetothyriales; Herpotrichiellaceae.
AUGUCGCUGCCAUAUCCUGCCAGUCCACCGCGUCAACCAUCCUUCUCCGCCGAUUCACAGCACACCGGUUCAGUCCCUGCCUCAGCCGAUGUUUAUCCCAUUCCACCUUCUACACAACGGCAUACAGACCCUCAAGGCACGUUCGGCUUCCAGAGUGUAGAGAACCCGUGGUUCGAUGCUCCAGCCAACGAGCUGAGGUCGGAUAGGCCACUGCCAGACAUUCUGAGGCCAGGUCCACCACGUACCGCUGAAGAUAGCCCCCCUGCACCAGGAAGCCAACCUCAGCCGAAUGUCCCGCAGAUUCUUCGGGCUGGUCGGUCACAAGAAGAUACGCCGAGGUCUUCGCUGGACAGCCAAAGGUCUAAGGAUUUCUGGGAAGACUCUGAUGAGGAGGAACAAGAGGAGGGCGGGAAAAGUCCCCUAAAGCCAGGCUCGACUCUACCACUAGUGGAUACCAAUAGGAACUCGGAGGGCGAUGGAGAGCCCCCUGAAAGGUCUCCCGGAAUCAGGAGAAAGCCAGUUGGGACAGUAUCACCUCCUCAACCUUCGAGACCGAGUUUCGAAACGGCCUCCCAGCUUGCCUCAAACAAUCCUUUCAGACGACCCUCCUCCUCAACAGUCGAAGAUGGCAUGUGGGGAAGGCGAGGCUGGGAGCGCCAGGAAAGCGAAACCGAGUUGGCAAAGGGCAAAGAACCUGACAGAGGAGACGCGUCGUAUCCCACAAGCCAGCUCCAGUCCUUGUCCUUUGCGACCAGCGGAAUGCCAGAUUUCUCGGCCCACCAGAGACCAGAAGAGGCCCAGACGUCAGCAGGGAGCUGGGCUGGGGAAAAGCAGGUGGUGUCGCCUCCGAUGCCACAGGCUCCUCCACCCCCUCCGCCAGCAGGACGCCUUUCGCCUUUCAGUAAACAGCCCCCUUUAAUACCGGUCUCCCCAGCAAAAGAACAGAUGGAAAAUCCCUGGGCUUCGAACCUACAUCUUGUACCUCCCACGCCAUCCCCCAUCCCAUUUUCACCUUCACAAAAGCAAGUCUCGAAUUACACCGAGGAGUUAUUAGACCGCGAACAAGAGAGUGGAGCGGUGUCGUUGGGAGAUGAGUUAGCAACGUUACCGAAUGCGGUUCAUCUUGGAUCAGAACCACGCGAUGAGCCAUCUUUGCUAGACAGCGACGGUGAGACUGGGCCCCCUCUUCCAACCCGCCCGAUCGAACAGACUAGCACCGAUCAUUUCGAUCCACCAGAUGGGCCGCCUCCGCCAAAGCCACCGAGGCCGUUGGUACGCACAACGGCUCCCUCGGAGGAGGAGGUUGCCAGGAUGGUUGAGCAGAGGAGUGAGACAUAUCAGAUCAAACACUUCAACUGGUUUGACCAUCACUCUCGCAAACUACGGAGGUCCGCCAUGUUGACCCAGAACAAGAACGGACCUUGUCCUCUUCUUGCCCUGGUGAAUGCUCUGAUACUGGGAGCAAAGGACGCAUCCCAGGCCGCAUUGGAUAAUGCACUUCGGUCUCGGGAGCAAGUCACGCUCGGACUCAUCAUUGAGACCUUGAUGGACGAGUUGUUGUCCCGUGCUGGGGAGGCCGUCGGACAAAGUCUCCCGGAUGUCGACGAGUUGAACGAGUUUCUGAUGCGUCUACGUACUGGCAUGAAUGCCAAUCCCAGAUUCGUCCCGGCAUCGACACAGCCGCCCAAUCUGAUGGAUUUGGAUGAUUCAGGCCUUCAACCCCCGGAAUAUGGAAGAUCCGAGGGGAAACACGGGACUUUCGAGAGCACCACAGACAUGAAACUGUAUGCUGCCUUUUCGGUGCCUUUGGUCCAUGGCUGGCUCCCCGAACCUGGGUCCGAUGCUGCGAGAGCAUUUGCUCGAUCGGCUCCCACGUAUGAGGAUGCCCAAGCUUUGCUGUUUGGUGAAGAAGAAUUGGAAUACAAGCUAAGCAAUCAAGGAUUGUCGCAGGAAGAACAGAAUUUGUGGGAAGACAUCAAUUCGAUCAAGAACUUCCUGAAGACGUAUCCCACGCAACUCACUCCGACGGGAUUGGAGGCUGUGCGAGAGUCGUUGUCAGCGGGCUCCUUUGCUAUUAUGUUCCGAAAUGACCAUUUUAGCACGGUAUACAAACACCCAGAAAGCGCUCAGAUCUUCACCUUGAUCACGGAUGCCGGAUACGCCGACCGAGACGAGAUCAUCUGGGAAAGUCUGGUCGAUAUCAGCGGGCAACGCAACGAGUUCUUUUCGGGCGACUUCAUGCCCGUCAGUCAUAAUGCCGUUGAAGACGAGGAGUCCAGACAUCCCGCGGCUCGUCGAUCAUCCCAGCUUUUGUCUGCUCCGGGCACCGGUUCCGUUGCUCCACUUUCGCCUCAACAGCAACAAGAACAACAUGACGCCGAUUUCGCCAUGGCUUUGCAACUUCAAGAAGAAGAAGAGCAGCGGCAGCGGGCGGAAAGAAAUCGACGUCGAAGCAGCGCCAACCCUCCUGGCAACAACAGCCAAAGGAGGCCGGCAGCGGCGACCCCUGUGUCGAGACGACCACAGGCUGAAGCUCGACCGGUGAUACCACCGCGGACGUCGCACACCACCAAUCCAGGGGUAAAUCGACCCGCGGACGCUCUUGUGGACGACGCUCCACCGGCAUACGAAGAAGCAGCCAAGGGACGACCAUACAUACCUCCGGUCGGAAGCCCUCUUCACCCUUCGGCCGACCCCAGUCCCAUGGCGUCCAACACGCAACUCAGCGGCACGAUCAGCCAUACAUCAGCCUCGACAGUCGACCCUCAUCCCCCUGGCCCUAAUGCUGUCGUAGGGAGGAGACACGCUGCACGACGGACGAGUGCAUAUAAUGAGACGGCGCAGUACUACGGUCCUCAGCGGAUGCAAGGGUUGGAUGUCCCGCAGGGUGCUGUAGGCGGCGACGGCGGAGGACCUUCGAGGCCGGGGAAUAUGCAGAGGCCAGACCGGGAUUGCAUAGUCAUGUGA